Misgurnus anguillicaudatus (oriental weatherfish) is the source of this 2176-nucleotide messenger RNA. It is a transcript of the gene hs3st4, whose product is annotated as heparan sulfate (glucosamine) 3-O-sulfotransferase 4. Gene Ontology annotation, molecular function: [heparan sulfate]-glucosamine 3-sulfotransferase activity. The record is from RefSeq and is a predicted model, not a curated record. NCBI's taxonomy places the organism in Eukaryota, Metazoa, Chordata, Actinopteri, Cypriniformes, Cobitidae.
ACCAGUGGGUGUACCAGUAUGAUCUUACUGUAGUAUUAUUCCAGUUUGUGGAUGAGCCCACGGCUGAUGCGCACAUCACGUCUACCAAUCAACACGAGGCGCACUCUCAGCCACUGAGAGCAGUCAAUGAAUAUUUAUGCCGAGGCUGCUCACUCUCCAGCGCGCAAAGUUAGUGGAUUACCAGUGGGAGGAUGUGUCCGUGAUACAACAUCAGCACCUCGUUUGGAUUAAGAUCCAUCGUUUUCGCCGAUUGCCACUUCAAAUCAGCGGUGCGAAGGACGGCGGUGUCAAAAUUGCACUCCAAAAUCUCGUUUCGGGGGAAGACGCGCCGUGCGCAUCACUUCAAAGACUUUGCUCUUUCUUUCCCCUUUCCUUCUAAGAUGCCCAGACUUGGUCUAUCGUCAGCAUCAGCCCACAUCAAACCGGGCUGCUCGUUUGAAAGGACGCCCGACCGCAGCCUUUCUAAUCUGCAAGUUCAAUCCGAUAAAUUGUGACAAAGGCUGUCAGCGUCGCAAUAAGAAAUCGAUACUCGAGGCGUUCUUCUGGAAUUUAAACGAUCUCAAGUGAAGCUAUAGCGUUGGAGCGCUUUUGCUCCUCAGAUGUUUCAGAUGUUGAUGGUGACAGAUUAUUGUUGUUGAGUGUCCAUGCGAGACUUGGGGUGGAAACAUGUCUGGCCACUUCUCUGAGGGGAUCGCUGCUAUCAGAGAUGGCAUUUUGGUCCAGUACUUCGGUUUUUACUUCUAAAGUGCCCCGGAAGAUCUUAUUCAUGUUCACCCUCUCCCUAUCUGUCACCUAUUUGUUUUAUAGCUUGAUGAGCUGUUACAACUCCUUUCAGUUCCAGGAGAACUACGUCUAUCAGGGGAGGCUGGUGACCGAGGAGACAACUUUGGUCACGCUGAGGGAGAAACUUUACUCCCCCACUUCCCAGGUGUACCUGGACGAGGAGUUAAUCGAAAGGACGGCGACCGUCUCGAGCGUUAUAAAUAACGUGGGGGUCGAGGAGAGGACGGCGGGAUGGGUGCGAGCUCGGGCGGCCACCCCGAGCAGCGUUUCGGGCGCAGCGGCCGCCGCCGAGCGCGAACACCCGGAGUUCAGCACCACGGACAGCGACCUGCGGAGAGCCGUGAACUGCACCUCGGAUUACGGCGUGAAAAAACUACCACAAGCCAUUAUAAUCGGAGUGAAGAAAGGAGGUACAAGGGCUCUGCUCGAAGCUUUGCGGGUACAUCCCGACGUUCGGGCUGUUGGGAACGAGCCCCACUUUUUUGAUAGGAACUACGAGAAGGGUCUGGACUGGUACAGAGAGCUGAUGCCCUCCACACUAGAAGGACAAAUCACAAUGGAAAAGACGCCCAGCUACUUCGUGACAAACAGCGCUCCGAAGCGAAUCCACUCGAUGGCGAGGGACAUUAAGUUAAUCAUAGUCGUACGCAAUCCGGUGACCAGAGCUAUUUCAGACUAUACUCAGACACUAUCUAAGAGGCCAGAGAUUCCUACCUUCGAAGUCCUGGCUUUCAAGAAUCGAACGCUGGGAUUGAUUGACGCAUCCUGGAGCGCGUUGAGAAUAGGGAUCUACGCGCUUCACCUGGAGAGCUGGAUGCAGUAUUUUCCUCUCUCCCAGAUGCACUUUGUCAGCGGAGAGAGGCUUAUCGUUGAUCCAGCGGGCGAGAUGGCAAAGGUGCAGGAUUUCCUGGGACUCAAGCGCAUUGUUACCGACAAACAUUUCUAUUUUAAUAAAACCAAGGGAUUUCCUUGCCUAAAGAAGCCGGAGGACAGCAGCACCCCGCGGUGCCUCGGCAAAUCCAAGGGCAGAACUCACCCCAAAAUAGACCCCGAUGUCAUUCGCAGACUGCACAAAUUCUACAAGCCCUUUAAUAUGAUGUUUUACCAAAUGACAGGGCAAAACUUUCAAUGGGAACUGGAGGAGAACGGCACCUGGCCUGGUUCUCGGUACUAACAGACCGCUGCUCCCCGCACCACCAGCCUUCUCGCAGCAGAACUCAUUUCUUGGAAACAUGCUUCAACAUGUCAAUCAAUCAUGGCUGUCUUUGCAAAACCGUGUGUACUCAUAGCAAGAGUAAUAAUCUGCUCUGUCAACCCCCGAUACCAAUGGUGUUCAUGAUGGCAAACGUUAUUGUAUAUAUUAUCAUAAAUAUAUUUAUAUUUGUGAAGAGAA